ACCUGUGCAGACGGACCGACCUGGGCGUGGUGACGCCCUACCCGCUGCACGUGACCUACAGUAGUGCGAACUGGUCCGACAACUGGCAGCAGGUGGGGGAAUGGAUGCCGGUGGGUCCGCUCUUCUCCAUCCAGUGUGAGGACGUGGAGGGGCCGGUGGACAUCCUACUGCCGCACGUGCUGUGCCUGGCUGAUGCAACUGAACUCAACCCAGAAGACCUCCAAGUCGUGCACGUGGUUGGAGAUUCCCCCGAGCUGCUGCCGGUUACAGAACUCACCCCCUCCCACGCGGUGACCAGGUUCAAGAAAGGCAGCCUGUUUGGGGCGGUGGGGAGGACAGAAAAAGUCCUGGGCAUCUCCAGGAACGGGCUGCUGACGGCUUUUGCUGCUGUGAAUGAGUCCGACUUUUCCAGGUUGAAAGUCUACAUUGUCUCCAACACUACCAUCAUGCAUGAGUCCCUUCAAAAGAACGAGAAAGGGUGGAACUUUGCACCAUGUGACUACAGGACCUGUGAGCUAAAGCCAGGUGCUGUUUACUAUCUAGAAGGAAGCAUUACAAACGGCAGAGACAUGUCUGUGUCUUCAUCUCCCCAGGUCUGUUGA
Branchiostoma floridae (Florida lancelet) is the source of this 602-nucleotide messenger RNA. RefSeq lists its product as uncharacterized. Bases 105 to 602 code for a protein of 165 amino acids. The record is from RefSeq and is a predicted model, not a curated record. Gene Ontology annotation, biological process: proteolysis; apoptotic process. The transcript is spliced from 3 exons. Gene Ontology annotation, cellular component: cytoplasm. Lineage: Eukaryota; Metazoa; Chordata; Leptocardii; Amphioxiformes; Branchiostomatidae.